GAUGUGGCGCUAACAUGAUGCAGUGCGAAGAACAGCGGCUACGGUUACCAGAGGCCUGACUACACCAAGGUGCUUGAUGGCGAUAAGCCCAUCUUGUGCGUGCAGUGUGGUGUGUCGAGUGGCGGCAAGCGCCAGAUGCUCAAGUGCGACUUUUGUAACGCGUAUUGGCACUUGGACUGUGUCGAUCCACCCCUCGCUAACCCCCCACACAUCAGCCUCGAAGCAUCACAACGCGAUGCUUGGAGGUGUCCACGCCACAUCGAGCACGAUCUUCGCAGUGGGUUGUUGUUGCAAAACGACCUCAGUGGGGCGUAUGACGAUGUCGAGAUGGAUGAUGCCACCUUUACCCGAGUCCCACGUAAGAUCCGGAAGCGCAAGAACCCCGAGAUUGUCGAGCCGACUUUCUCUCGUGGCAUGCGCAACAACGGCUUGAUUGAUAUCAUCAACGACCCUGAUGAUGAUACCGAUGGCGAGGGCAACUACACCGGCUUCGAGUUCAAAGACGUCAACUCGAAGGUUUACCGCGUGCCUGAGCGAGGACUGAUCACCGAUUUCCUGACCAAGGUCAAGAGGUAUGUGCGACUUGCCCUUCUACUAUUAUGACUUGCUGAUAAGAUGGGUAGCCGUAAGGUCAUGCGGGACCGCGAGGCGCAAAACAAGGCUGUCUUUCCUGCCCAGCGCAAAGCAUCGAUGCAGAAUUUCGUGACUCACUCUUUCCAACAACAACAAGCAGCGCUCAACUUGGCGCUCCUCGCAAAGCAAGAGCAGGAUGUUUGUUUAAAUGAAGGCAAGAUCGAUGGCCUUCUGCUAGCCCUCACUGUG
Molecule: messenger RNA, 822 nt
Organism: Didymella exigua CBS 183.55
Lineage: Eukaryota; Fungi; Ascomycota; Dothideomycetes; Pleosporales; Didymellaceae
Exons: 1
Coding region: 136-603 (155 amino acids)
Biological process (GO): regulation of transcription by RNA polymerase II
Cellular component (GO): Rpd3S complex
Source: RefSeq, a predicted model, not a curated record